CCUCCUAGCUUCCAUUAAUUGAACACUCACUUCAAUCAAUUACUCUCUCAACUUGGCAUCUCUGAAUCAACUUUCUCAAUUGGCCAAUUUCAAUGGGCAAAGGCGGUGGCUGUGUCCCAAGCAAGAAAAAACUCCCCAGAGUCGUCGCCGGCGACGCUUCGAUUCCACUAGAAAACAACGCCACUCCCACCACCCAACCCAACGUCGCCGUUGAAUCCACUACCCACUCAGAACCCAUUUCAAAGCUCAGAAUCUUCAUUGUGUUUUACUCCAUGUAUGGCCACGUCGAGUGUUUAGCGCGUAGGAUGAAAAAAGGAGUGGACGGCGUCGACGGAGUCGAGGCGGUGCUGUACCGCGUGCCGGAGACGUUGUCGGAGGAGGUGCUGAAGCAAAUGCGGGCCCCACGUAAGGACGAUGAUAUUCCGGAGAUGGGUUCCGCGGCGGAGUUGUUGGAGGCCGAUGGGUUUUUGUUUGGGUUUCCGACCAGGUAUGGGUGUAUGGCGGCGCAAAUGAAGGCGUUUUUCGAUUCGACGGGGCAGUUGUGGAAGGAGCAGAGCCUUGCGGGGAAGCCUGCGGGGUUUUUUGUUAGUACUGGGACGCAAGGAGGAGGACAAGAGACCACUGCUUGGACUGCAAUCACCCAGCUAGCUCAUCAUGGAAUGCUAUUUGUUCCAAUUGGGUACACCUUUGGAGCCGGUAUGUUCAAAAUGGACAACAUUCGAGGGGGCUCUCCAUAUGGUGCUGGAGUCUUUGCUGGUGAUGGCACAAGAGAGCCGAGUGAAAUGGAGCUGGCCCUUGCUGAGCAUCAAGGCAAGUGUAUCGCUGAAGUAGUGAAGAGGCUUGCUCAGGCUUGA
Ilex paraguariensis (yerba mate) is the source of this 854-nucleotide messenger RNA. The record is from the annotation of a GenBank genome assembly. NCBI's taxonomy places the organism in Eukaryota, Viridiplantae, Streptophyta, Magnoliopsida, Aquifoliales, Aquifoliaceae.